GGAAAAAAAGAGAAUGGAGUCAGUGUUAGGGUUUCAGGAGCAGGAGCGGAACGACGUCGUUGACAGCAAGUCGCAAAGUUUCAAGCUGGUUCCGUGGAUGAGCUGGGACGAAUGGAAGUUCGUUAGAGGCUCGCUUUUCUCUUCGUCUCUCGAUUCCGUCGCAUUCGCGCUCCGAAGGAUAUCGACGUGGCGGAGCAGAGGGUGCCUCCCUGUGGCGGUUGAUGUUACUGCUUCCAUCGUUGAAAUUCAGCAGAAAGAUCCAUUUUUUAGAAAUGAGUUGGAUGAAACUGCUUCGCAAUCAGAGGAACUCUUGGCCAUGCUGUAUUGUAUGGCUAUUGUGAGGCUUGUCAAUGGUGUCGUUGAGAAGACCCGGGAAAAGAAUAAAAUCUCGAUAGGGGAAGCGGCUGAUGCCAUUGGGAUUCCCCGAAUGCUUAUUGAUAUUCGUCAUGAGGGUUCUCAUCGUGAUCUCCCUUCUCUUCAACUGGUCCGUCUUGCAUCGAGAAAGGCACUUGAUUGGUUGAUAUCUUACUAUUGGGAACCUCAAGAAAAGGCAAUUCCUGUGCAAAACAAUAAAACCGCCAAUCUCAGGAAAGAAAUCAAGAGCAGCCUACGUGAAGUUUCUCUCUGUCUGAAGGCGAAACAAAUGUCAAAACUUAGUUCUGCACACGUCAAGGGAAAACGUCUUAAGCCAACGGAACUCUUGCCUGCGCGUAGUAAGUUUCUAUUUCUUGCAGCUGGGAAGUCAUCGCAUGCCAACUCUGCAGGUUCUAAAAAGCUGCUCGUAAAGGCAAUGAAGAAUGCCCUCCGCUUAUAUUCUUCAUUUUCUACCGAACUAGUCUAUCUUUUGUUGGAAUACUUGCUAAGCGCUAUGGAGACGUCCAAUUUAACCGAGCAAUCGGAGGAUCCACAAUUCGUUGGUAGCACUCAAAAUAACAAUACAGCAUUUGAUGACUGGAAAUCUGUUGUCUUAAAAUUGUCAAGAAAAGAGCCUGAGCUGCUUAUAAUACUCAGCCAGGCAGUUCUUGAGAAGAUAGAGACCAAUAAAACCAUGAACUGUGAAACAGGUGACCAUCAAUCUCCUGUGGACUCUGCAAAAUCUCGUCGAUCUGAACUGCUUUCGUAUUUAUUUGAAUGGCUCGUUGAAAAUCUGAAGACACUGAAACCUGCUGGUUCAAAGGAAUCUGCAGAAACCAAAGCCUCCAAGAGGGAGAAAAAUCUCCCAAGAGCAACCGUUUUAGGAUUAUUGCAGAGAUGCCUCUUGGCCUCCAUGCCCAGUAACAAGCAGCUCGCAGCUUCAGCCGUCACCCUAGCACAACUGGCCGGAGGGAGCUCCCUAAUCCAGAAACUCAAGAAGCUUGCUUUACUAGAGCAGCCGGCGGUUUUAGAAGCAAACUCCACCAGCCUUGAAGAUCACACCUUUCUUUCUCAACAAGAGUACUCCAUACUUGAAGCCAGAGAGAAGCUCGAGUCAAUCAAAGAACAACGGAUGCUGAGGAGACACGAACAACCGGAUCUUGGUAAGGUCGGAACCAAGAGGAGAUGGAGUGUUGCCAAAUCAUGGACUCCGUGUCCCAUUGGGAUGCUGUCCCAUACGAUCGGUUUUUCAGGUAAGCUUCCGGCCCUUGACCGCGUUGAGAGUCACGGGGAAGUCGUUACAGUGUCGGGAAUCAAAGAAGUUAGCAGCAAGGAGAGUAAUGGUAAAAGAGAAGCCGAGGUUAGCACGGAGAAAAUGGACUGGGCGCCUGUAAAAAAGGUAGCGGUUGAAGCCGAGGUUAGGAUGCAAAAUGAGAGUGAUUCAACUGCACAAGGCAUUAGAGGGCAUCUGAUGAUCGAUGGAGUGUGGAAGAAAGUUGAAGAGGGGGAGCUGUUUGACAUUGCAGCAGCUAUAAGACUAAUAAUCUAACACCCAAGAUUCUUCAACUACAAUUUUGAUCGAGUUUUUGAAGUUAACAUGGAUAGUUCGAGUGUUUCUUGUCUUCAAUUUUCCAUGUUUUGUAACUUAAGAAAUGGAAUUUCGAUUUUUUAGGAGGUGGUUGAUGACAAACAAUGAGAAGAUUGUUUUGUAUUGUUUCAA
Messenger RNA from Salvia hispanica, 2074 nucleotides. RefSeq names its product las1-like family protein. Gene Ontology annotation, cellular component: Las1 complex; preribosome, large subunit precursor. Gene Ontology annotation, molecular function: endonuclease activity. The record is from RefSeq and is a predicted model, not a curated record. NCBI's taxonomy places the organism in Eukaryota, Viridiplantae, Streptophyta, Magnoliopsida, Lamiales, Lamiaceae. Gene Ontology annotation, biological process: maturation of LSU-rRNA; maturation of 5.8S rRNA.